This is a messenger RNA of Populus euphratica (Euphrates poplar), 2431 nucleotides long. RefSeq names its product cysteine-rich receptor-like protein kinase 15. The transcript has 6 exons. Gene Ontology annotation, biological process: protein phosphorylation. Lineage: Eukaryota; Viridiplantae; Streptophyta; Magnoliopsida; Malpighiales; Salicaceae. Gene Ontology annotation, cellular component: plasma membrane. Gene Ontology annotation, molecular function: protein serine/threonine kinase activity; ATP binding. The record is from RefSeq and is a predicted model, not a curated record. The coding region runs from base 110 to 2266 and encodes 718 amino acids.
UAUGUAAAGCCGCCAGAAGUUGCUUGCGUAAAUGGAAUGGCUUGCAUAAAUUUUUUACUUAUCUCAAUCCUAGGUUUUUAUUUCUUGUCUUGUCUAAAUUUUUGAUAAGAUGUUCAUCCAAAAUAUAAUUAUGAUCAGGCAUGCACUUUUAGCCAUGUGUUUCUUGAUUAUACUUCUUUCAAUGCUCUUUGCCCUUGUUCUUGCAGACCCUCUAUUCACUAUUUGUUCAUCUACUGAAUAUGGUAACUAUGAUCUGAAAAGCCCGUUCGGAAAGAACGUGAAGAUUGUCCUUGAAACCUUGCCUUCCAUCACUUCAUCAACCGGCUAUAACAGCACAGCUAUCGGUGAAUUGCCUGACAAAGUCACCGGCAAAGCACUUUGUAGGGGAGAUGUCACUUCGAGUGCUUGUCAGACGUGUUUGAGAGAUGCAAGCCAAAAACUGUUGAAAGAUUGCGAAAGUAAAGAAGCAAUCAUAUGGUAUGAACGAUGCCAAAUUCACUACUCGUUUCAGAAUAUAACUUCAUUGUAUGUUUAUGCCGGGAAGUAUCCAGACAUGGAAUCUCAUAAUAAAUCCGUAUCAGAUCCUGUUCAUUUCUAUGACAAUGUAAGGUUCCUCAUGGACAAACUGUCAAAUGCGGCGGCGCUCAAUCGUUCAAAGCUCAUGUUUGAAACUGGGGAAAUCAAGUUUUCAAGGAACGAAACCAUAUAUGGCCAUGUACAGUGCACUAGAGAUAUCAGAGAAGAUGAGUGUCAGAAAUGUUUGAGCUCUGCUUUGAUUGAUCUCAAGGGAUGCUGUUCUUCAAAGCAAGGUGGAAUUAUUGUUAGUAGGAAUUGCAAUGUAAGAUUUGAGCUGUACAAAUACUACAACACCUCAAGUCACUUGAUAACAUUCCCAACUCCUAAAGGCAGGAGUAAUUGGAAGAUGGUGGCAAUUAUUGUGUUUAUACCUACAAUGGUGCUUCCAAUAGUCAUUGGAUCUUUCAUUUUCUGUCUGAGGCGAAAAAGAAGAAGACAAAGAGACAUGGAAAGAAAUCACCUAAAAUUAUUGAAGGAAUCAGCAAGUCCAAUAGGGUUCACAACGACAGAAGAAGGUCGUUUGGUAAGUUCUGAGGACCUGCCUUUCAUGGACUUAAGUACUAUCAGAGCAGCCACAGACAACUUCUCCGACUCGAAUAAGCUUGGACAAGGUGGGUUUGGCACUGUUUAUAAGGUAAGUUGUAAAGGGGCUUCUCUGUCACAAUCCACUGAGAUUCAGCUGUCUUUGCAGUCCAACCCUCUAAAAGGAAAACCCAGUUUUUUAUUCAGUUUGACAUGGUUAAAUAUUGCUUCAGUUACACAGGAUUUUCCUCAUUGCAAAUUGUUUCAGGGUGUGUUAACAAAUGUGAAAGAAAUAGCUGUUAAAAGGCUUUCAAUAAAGUCAUGGCAAGGUUUAGAGGAGUUCAAGAACGAAUUCAUGCUAAUUGAAAAAUUACAGCACCGAAACCUGGUGAGGCUGUUGGGAUGUGGCAUGGAAGGAGAGGAAAAGCUGCUCAUAUAUGAGUUCAUGCCUAACAAAAGCCUUGAUAUUUUUAUCUUUGAUGCCGAAAGACGUGCACAGCUUGAUUGGGAGACAUGUUACAACAUAAUUGGUGGCAUUGCUAGAGGACUUCUUUAUCUACAUGAGGAUUCUCGGCUUAGAAUCAUUCACCGGGAUUUGAAACCUAGCAAUGUUCUACUGGACCACGAAAUGGUUGCCAAGAUAUCAGACUUUGGCAUGGCUAGAUUUUUCGGCGAAAACCAGAACAAAGCAAACACCAGAAGAGUAGUAGGAACAUUCGGAUACAUGGCUCCAGAGUACGCAAUGGAAGGAAUAUUCUCAGUGAAAUCGGAUGUCUUCAGCUUUGGUGUUAUACUUCUUGAGAUUAUAAGUGGGAAAAGAAGCAGUGGUUUUUACCUCACAGAGCAUGGCCAGACACUCUUAGCAUAUGCAUGGAGAUUAUGGAUUGAAGGGAAAGCAAUGGAGUUUGUGGAUCCUUUGUUGGUGGAAAGAAGCCCAGCAGAAGGGAUUUUGAGGUGCCUGCAUAUUGGGCUGUUAUGUGUGCAGAAGGAUCCAGCAGACAGGCCCACAAUGUCAUUUGUGGACUUAGCAUUGGCAAGCGACCCAAUAGCUCUUCCUCAACCACAGCAACCAGCCUUUUCUCUCAUUAAAAUUGUUCCAGCUCACAAGUCUUCAUCAACAGAUCGUUCAGUGAAUCAGAUGACAGUCUCUAGUUUCUUACCGAGGUGAUUGUCACUGAAAUUCCCACUAUGUUAAUGUGUCCGGCAACUGGCAUGGUUGGGAAUAUAUUAUUUCAAUAUAUGUUAAUGUGUCUGAUAUUCCUUUUUGAUAAAUUUGCUAUGCUGACCUAUACUUCGACUGGGAUAAUUUUUUUUUAAUAAAAAACGAGAAUAU